Molecule: messenger RNA, 5280 nt
Organism: Sceloporus undulatus (fence lizard)
Lineage: Eukaryota; Metazoa; Chordata; Lepidosauria; Squamata; Phrynosomatidae
Gene: NVL
Product: nuclear VCP like
Biological process (GO): ribosome biogenesis
Cellular component (GO): nucleus
Molecular function (GO): ATP hydrolysis activity; ATP binding; preribosome binding
Source: RefSeq, a predicted model, not a curated record
GCUGUCUGGAGUUUGGGGCUCGAUGGGUGUCUAAAUCAAUGCCUGUGAAACAUUCUCAUGGGGGCCUAGCAAUCCAGGCUCCCCUCCUCCUCCUCCUCCUCCUUUUUCCCAGAUGGACUGAAAAAUUAGAAUGUUGUGGCCCUCGCCCUGCUUCGUUUCAGGGGAUUUUAUCUCAGUAAAGUCAGGCGCUUCUGGGUCGGACCCUGAGGGCCUGGUUCUCCUCCUUCCUCCUCCUCCUCCUCUGCGCGAGGAGCUCCGCUGAAGGCGCCAUGAGGAGGAGCCGGGGCCAAGCCGGAGCCGGAGACCGGCGCCUGAAGGAGCGGGUCAAGCAGUACCUGAGCAGUAAUAAAUGUGGCCAGUAUGUUGACAUUGGAAUUUUAGCUGCAGAUCUACAGAAAACAUACAAUGCUGAUUAUGGACGAAGAAAAAGAAAUGCUUUUAGAAUACAGGUUGAGAAAGUUUUUGGAAUCAUCAAUGAUGAGUUGAAGGCUGAGGAUUUGGCAGCUCUGGAAGAUGAACACCUGGCCAAGAAAGCAAGACACAGAGAGGGAAACAAUGAUUCAGAAAGCUCCACGGAUUCCUCUGACACAGACCUACCUACCUCAAAUCACAUGAACACAUCUUUGUUGAACUUAUACCGGAAAGGAAAUUCAGACUCUCUUGCAGUAUCUCCUACGAAUGGGCUGACAGAGUCUAACACAUCUUCACAAAUGGUGAUACCUGGAUCAAACAGAGUUCCUCCACAAGUAUCAUCUGAGACCAGGAUUUCAGAAGGUGGAUGGUUUAUUGAUAAAAACCCAAGCAGAAAAGAGGAAAACUUUUUUAUUGAUCUUUGUGCAGAAGAAGAGAGUGAUGGUGUUAAACAGAUGGCUGAGAAUGCAAAAGACGUGUCUUUUUUGGAGACUCCAACAAAGAAGCAAAGGAGCAAGCAAAAUAAAAGGAGGAAAGGAGAAUUUCAAGAUGUAGAAGAAGAAAUAGAAUCUGCUUUAAAGAAGCAGAAGGUUAAACCAAAAGGAGUGGAGCUUCAGACCUCUUCAGUGAAAUUUGAGGAUGUAGGAGGCAAUGAUGAGACUCUGAAGGAAGUAUGCAAGAUGCUGAUACACAUCCGUCAUCCUGAAGUGUACAACCACUUAGGAGCUGUUCCGCCUCGAGGAUUUCUCUUACAUGGCCCACCAGGGUGUGGAAAAACAUUGCUAGCACAGGCAAUCGCUGGGGAACUUGAACUCCCGAUCCUUAAAGUAGCUGCUACUGAGAUUGUGUCAGGAGUUUCUGGUGAAUCAGAACAGAAGCUUCGGGAGCUCUUUGAUCAAGCUGUGGCCAGUGCCCCAUGCCUUCUUUUCUUAGAUGAGAUUGAUGCAAUCACGCCCAAGAGGGAAAUAGCCUCAAAAGAUAUGGAACGGAGAAUUGUAGCCCAGCUUCUGACUUGCAUGGAUGACCUGAAUAAUCUGGCUGUUGCUACUCAGGUACUGGUAAUUGGCGCAACCAACAGACCUGAUUCGUUGGAUCCAGCCCUGAGACGUGCAGGAAGAUUUGACCGAGAAAUUUGUUUGGGGAUUCCAGAUGAAGCAGCCAGAAAAAAAAUUCUGAAGACACUGUGUCGAAAACUUAGACUCCGAGAAUCCUUUGACUUUGGACACUUGGCUCAUAUGACUCCAGGCUAUGUCGGUGCUGAUCUCAUGGCGCUUUGCCGUGAGGCAGCAAUGUGUGCAGUGAAUAGAGUCCUUGUUAAACUGGAUGGGGAGAAACAUGAAGUAAUGAGAAAUGAAGAAAGAACAUCUGGUCAAGAUAUGAGGAGGAAUAUAGAAUUGCUUGCAGGAGAAGAUACUGAAGAGGCAGAUCUGCCCACUAAAGAUGAAUUGCAGAGGCUGCUCCAGUUACUAAAGGAACUAGAUCCCCUGGGGGAGGAUAAGUUGCAAAAGCUGUCUAUUGAGAUGAAUGACUUCAUUGUUGCACUCUCUUCAGUGCAACCUUCUGCAAAGAGGGAAGGCUUUGUUACAGUCCCCAAUGUGACGUGGGCAGACAUUGGAGCCCUGGAGGACAUUCGGGAGGAGCUCACCUUGGCAAUACUGGCACCAGUACGGAAUCCUGAGCAGUUCCAAACUCUUGGCCUCACAGCUCCAGCUGGUAUACUCCUUGCUGGCCCUCCAGGUUGCGGCAAAACAUUACUUGCUAAGGCUGUAGCAAAUGAGUCCGGGCUGAAUUUCAUUUCUGUGAAAGGUCCUGAACUAUUGAAUAUGUAUGUUGGGGAAAGUGAGCGUGCAGUACGUCAGGUUUUUCAGCGUGCAAGGAAUUCAGCACCAUGUGUCAUAUUCUUUGAUGAAGUUGAUGCUUUGUGUCCACGGAGAUCAGACCGCGAGUCAGGUGCCAGUGUCCGUGUAGUGAACCAGUUGCUGACAGAGAUGGAUGGCCUGGAAUCUCGUCGUCAGGUUUUUAUUAUGGCAGCCACAAACAGGCCAGAUAUUAUUGAUCCAGCGAUGCUGCGCCCAGGAAGAUUGGAUAAAACGCUGUAUGUGGGUCUGCCGCCACCUAUGGAUCGUGUUGCCAUUUUAAAGACUAUCACUAAAGAUGGAACCCGACCCCCGCUUGACACUGAUGUGGACCUUGAAGAAAUUGCGUGCAAUCCUUGCUGUGAUUGUUAUACGGGAGCAGAUCUUUCUGCCCUAGUGCGGGAAGCUUCUCUUUGUGCCCUGAAACAGGAAAUGGCGGUGUUCAGUGCUACAAACACGAAAGGAGAAAUUAAGAUUGCCAAAAAACACUUUGAAGAGGCUUUUAAGAAAGUGAAAUCUUCUGUUUCAAAACAGGACCAAGUAAUGUAUGAAGAACUGCGCCAGUCACUCAACAGAUGAUAAUUGAUGAGAACUGAGAGAGAGGGGGGUUAUUUCCCAUCAAGUCGUCUCCUGGCAGCUGUUUGUGAAGCAGAACCCAUUUCAUUUAACCACUAAUCUUUCCACUGCUGGACUCUUCUCCAAAAUGAAUGCCUUUUUUUCUUUUGUACGUAUGGUGGAAACAUACACUUCUUCAGAGUUAAUAUUAACUUUUUCAUUGUGAUGUGCUAAAACAUUUCAUUGUUUUCAGUUUAUAAAUAAACUUAAGAUAUUUAAACACAAACCAGCAAGGCAAUAGUUGUUAUAGUAGAUGUGGCUACCACUGAAGAACAUUUUACUGUAUAGUGAAGUGUUUCAAAAGACCAUAUGAUCCUGGGGUUGCUGUUUUUCCCCUUCAAGCCCUAAUUACUGCUAUGUGUUCCUUACAUACUAAACAGCCUUGGCUGUUUAUUUGCUGAAACAUUGAUUCAUGUACUUGGCAAGCAACUCUCUGCAUAGUGGUCAUAACUGUAGAAUGAAGAUUAUCUUAUGCUGAAGUGCACAUGGGAGCAAGUAUAAUAAAGUUUGUUGAUAUAUUGCUUCUACUGAAAUUAUGUGUGAAUUAUGGAGAAUAGUAGUCUUAGGGUGUUCUCCAUGAAGACAUGAAAGUAAACUUGAAACUGUCUACAAAUGACUGCAUAAUACUGUCUCAAUAGAGGUACCAAUAAAUACUAUCAGCAGACAUGAUUAGCUAUAUAAAUGUACUCUGGUGGCUCAACUCUUAAUCAAACAGGAAACUAGAGGGCAUUACAAUGUAUUGAGUACAAAAUGAAACUGCAAGAAAUUGUAUUGCACAAACCAAAUAGGAAACUUCUUUAUUUCACUGUGGGAAACAUAAGUAAUUUAAACAGUUGACAGGAAUAUUAAGUUGCUGUAAUACUCCAGUAUAUUUUUUCAUGUUUCUCCUCCUCUAACAAAGAAUAAAGCUGAAGAUACUGAAAAUGAGCCUGAAAGUAAAGUAAAUGACACAACCAGCAAGACAGUAAUUUUAUUAAACCUUUUUCAAAGCACUGGAAGAAUUGUACAUCUCAGAAGCACUCUUCAGGCACAGCUAUUCAGACUGAUUUAGUAACUGAGCAUUUGUACCUGAAGAUGCUUCUGCAUAGGACCAGAAUAGGAAAGAAGAGUAAGAAAACAACUGAAGAAACUAGCCAUUUUUGAACUAUUUGAGAAAAAGCAUACCUGCUCAAAACAUCCAAAUAAACUUGUUUGACAAUAUGUUGAGAAAAUUCAUGGACAUUAAUUUUGAAAUAGCAUGUUUGCCAUUUCAAGAUAUUAAUUUCUGGAAUGAUUAAAAUCAAUUUUAGCUAUUCAGGGUUUUAAAGAUACUACCUACUUUGAAAUGAAAUCCAAGUUGAAGGCACAUUGUAUUACUAAUUUUGACCCUCUUAUAAACUGCUGCCUCCACCAAAGAAUUAAUUGUAGAGGACAUUUUUUCAUAUAAUGGAACACUAUAUUAUAGCUUGGUAUUGAUGUUCAAAGAUUUAAAUUGCCCUUUCUUGGCAACAUCAAUUGCUUUAGUUUAAAUUAAUUAAAUACUUGUGAACCUAUGUUUAGCUCUACUAUGCUGUAGUUCUGGACCUUCAUUCAACACCAUCUUUGGACAGCCUAUUUUCCCUUAUUUCUUAAGUUGGGGUAGAACCCACAAGAAUAAGUUAUGGACAUCAGUGAGGAUGGAAGGGCUAUUUGAAUUGCAGCCUAAGGUACAAAACUAAAAGACAGAUAAGGUUAUGUUAAAUAUUUAACUUUUGGCAGCACAGCUUGCUUAUCUAGCUUCUAUUUGAACAUUUCUGCUCUCAAGAUCACAUGUAAUGCUAAACCUUUAAGGGACAGUGUUUAAAGCUACUCCCUUUCCACAUGCAAAGAGAAACUAAUAGAAAAUAGGUCUUAACAAAUAGUUAAUCCAAAGAAAACUCUUUCAAAUCUUUAAUAGCGGACAAGUGAGAAAACUAGUAAGAAGCAUUGACCCAAAAGUCCACUUUUGUGUUUCAACCAUGAUUUUAGGAAUAUCCCAGACUAUUAGUGCAGUUAAUUUAAGAUAUGAUUUUCUUGAAGUGCCUGAGAAUUUUGCUACAACAGUUUACUUAUGUUCUUUUUUAGGAUAUAGGGAUUUUAUAGUUUCAUGGUUGAUCUUUUACACAUUUAUAAACUUGCUACCCACUGUCAAGAGCUAACACUCCAACAUUUCUCCUACUUAAGAAAGCACUGUCUGUACCAAACUUCAGGACACCCAGCACCUGUUUGACAAUAAUCUUCACAUUUCCAAUAUACAGACUCAGAGAAGAGGCAACGUAAAACUAUUUCCAGAUUUUUCCAGACAUGCCAAAUUUAAUUUAAUUUAAUGUAGAGAAUGUGCACUUGAGAAGAACAUGCACUCAAGAGCUGGCAUUUCAUGCUCAAUAAAUCUAUUUUGGGC